CAUGCGUGGAGGAUAUGCGCUUCGCAGCAAAGUCUUCCUUUACUCCACACACGCUUCUAAGCCUCGCUACUAACUACACUUUAUUCAUCCUCCGUGUCAGGAUAAACUCCACUCGUCUCAGUCAACUUUGGACAUUAUUAGGCCCGCUUAGCUUGCUACUUGUUUUAGCGCGUUAGUUAGCUUAGCUUGCUACUUGUUUUAGCGCGCUAGUUAGCUUAGCGUGCUAGUCAGCUUAGCUUGUUAGCUGCUAACAAAGAGACGCGGAUUUGAUCAACACAUCGCUUAGUUAAGAUCAAGUGUGAGUGUAAAGUGUUGUGAUUGUGUGAAAAUGUGUGAAAGAACGAUAGCAGAGUACAAAGAGGAACUUUCUCGGACAAAAGCAGAAAACAAAAGACUACGUCAACUACUGGACGCUGUUUUCGAGAAACCUCAAGUUGUGUUACACAGAACAGACGUCUGUGAAAAAUAUCGUCCACCUGAGCAGCAGGAGGGGUCCUCCAGUGUGGAGCAGAAGAGGUCACUGCACCUCCACGUGAAAGAAGAGGAGCCACAGUCCCCCCACUUUAAGGAUGAAGAAAAACAGCGGCUGACCCCCUACUUCAUAGAAGAAGACAAGAGACACCUCAUCAGUGUGAAGAGUGAAGAUGAUGAGGUCAAAGGUGAAAGUGAGGAGAAGAGAGAGGCGGAGCCUCCAAGCAGCAGCUCAACACAACACAUGACAACAGAAGCUGAUGGAGACCACUGUGGAGGAUCACAAGCAGACAAGAUCUUAGCUCCACUAUCAGAUAGUGAGGACACAACGUCACACUCUCCUGACACUGAUGAUGAACACUCUAAAGAUGAUGCAACAUGUCACACUGACAACACUCACUUCACAUGUUCCCACUGUGACAAAACUUUUAAAUACCAUUGUCGUCUAAAAACACAUAUGAGAAUACACACCGGAGAAAAACCUUUUUCCUGCUCAGAAUGUGGUCAAAGUUUUGUAAUAAAUCAAAGUUUAAAAGAACACAUGAGAAUACACACUGGAGAAAAACCUUUUUCCUGCUCAGAAUGUGGUAAAAGUUUGGUAACAAAUCAAAGUUUAAAAGUACACAUGAGAAGACACACUGGAGAAAAACCCUUUUCCUGCUCAGAAUGUGGUAAAAGUUUUGUAAUGAAUGAAAGUUUAAAAGUUCACAUGAGAACACACACUGGUGAAAAACCUUUUUCAUGUUCAAUCUGCGGUAAAUAUUUUACUCAAAGGCCCCAUUUAAAAUUACACAUGAGAACCCACUCUGGUGAAAAACCAUACUCCUGCUCAAGCUGCAGCAAAAGCUUUCGUCACCUAAACACUCUUAGAGCACACAUGAGAAGACACCCAGGAGAGAAAGUGUUGAGUUGCAGUGUGUGUGGUGAAAGAUUGUCUUCUAAGUACCAGUGUAAGAAACACAAGUGUGCUGGUGAGAACAGCAGCAGCAAAUGAAACUGCAGGAUUUGAAAUAAA
Molecule: messenger RNA, 1486 nt
Organism: Nerophis lumbriciformis (worm pipefish)
Lineage: Eukaryota; Metazoa; Chordata; Actinopteri; Syngnathiformes; Syngnathidae
Source: RefSeq, a predicted model, not a curated record